This is a messenger RNA of Orbilia oligospora ATCC 24927, 933 nucleotides long. RefSeq lists its product as uncharacterized. The transcript has 2 exons. The coding region runs from base 1 to 933 and encodes 310 amino acids. The record is from RefSeq and is a predicted model, not a curated record. Lineage: Eukaryota; Fungi; Ascomycota; Orbiliomycetes; Orbiliales; Orbiliaceae.
AUGCUGGUGCCCCGAAACCGUGGCCCCAUAUUAUCAUUAAUAUUUUUUGGUGCACUCGUCCUCUUCUUAUUUAUCGAACCAUCUCGUGUGCUCCCGGGAACGAUAUCGGUUGAGAUCCGACGACCUUUCGAAGAAAUACAUACUCCAAAUCCUUAUAAUGAAACAAAACUCGCCCUUCUCAUCGAGAACCGACCGCAGCCUCACUUAACGCCUUUACUUUUACAUUUUAUGUCAGUCGUGCCCCCGGAAUGGCCCUUCCUAUUCUUGGGGUCGAACGAAUCUAUUACACAUAUCCAGAAAUCGGGCCCCAUCAGAAACUAUAUAAGCAAUGGCAAACUAUCGGUGCGAUUAAUCCCAGAGGAUAUGAAUGUCAACAAUCAAGAAAACUUGAGCAAAACCAUGACGAGAGUUGACUUCUACGAAAUGCUGUCACCUGCUGAGUGGUUAUUUAUUUUCCAAACCGACAGUAUCAUUUGCGCAAAUUCGGGCGUCUCUUUGAAUGACUGGGUCGAGAGAGGUUUCAGCUGGGUUGGAGCUUCUUGGGGAAAGGAUACUAAAUACGGUGGAAACGGCGGUUUCAACCUACGGCGAGUAUCACACCUUGUCGAAGUCCUAACUCACCAAAACCGACACGACGGAGAGAAACUCGAGGAUUGGUGGUUGACCGACCGACUUGGACACAUGCCGAACACGAAGAUGGCUAAUGGGACAGAGGAGAUGGAGUUUUCGGUCGAAAAGGUACCCUAUGACACUCCACUGGGUUAUCAUACCGGUUGGGGCGGGAAACUCCUCAUGGCCCAAGUUUGGAAAGAGCAGGAGCAGAGGGAUCAGAUCUUCGAGUAUUGCCCUGAGAUAAAAAUUCUUAUGCCAAUGGUACCGGCUCGGGAAGCUGAGGGCUGUGAUAAGGAUAUCUCGAGCAGUUUUCCAUCGUAG